UGCCUAACCACAAUGCUAGGAUUUCCGAAUUAUUUGGCGGGGACGAAAGGGAAGCUUGAAUUUAAUUAUUUCCUCACUCGCAGUCAUGAUUACACCAAGAAACUUUAUCCACCUUCCUACUUAUCAGAUUGCAUGUCUUCGUGUUCGAAUUUAGUUCUUUAAGCCUUAAUCGAUACUCAAUCGUUCUCAAAACCUCUGGCUGCCUUUCUUCUAAUUACGUUUUACCCUUGGUUUGGGGUCUGGGAGAUUGGAGUCAAAAGCUUCUCGUCGAAGCCGGAGGAGGACUUCAAUUACGCACUCAAUUCACAGCUUACACAUCACCUACGCGCUCGAUAUUCGGAGCAUUAUUCAUCUAUUUCGCGUAAACGGCUCGAAUUCGAUAUUUACUUUGUACUAAUAUAAUUACUUGGGAUGGAUACUACUAGGCGUUCGUCAAGGGCCGCUCGAGGCAGCCAACCUUUUCCAACUAAUUCACAUCAUUCCUCAGCUUCCUCGAAUUCUUCUGGUCGCGCAGAAAGAUCCACUCGCUCAAAUAAUAAAGUAGAAUCUCCACGAAAAUCCACCCCAUCUGCCUCACUGUCCUCAGAUUCUCCUGACGACGCAACCGCCGCCGAAGAUAGUUCCUCCACACGUCGAAAGCGAGGUCGAGCUGAUGUCAAUGAUAAGAUAUCGAAAGGACAACCAGCCGAUGAAGACACAGUGAUUGGAGUGGACGAGGGAGGUGAGGACGAUGAAGCUGUCCGAUGCAUCUGCGGUUACGAUGAAUAUCCUGGGCCGCCGCAGCUCGAGGACGAUGAUAACAAAAACAAUACAAAAGACGGAAUUGAUGAAUCAGUUAUAACAGCAGCGGAUUUUACAGAAGAUUUGGCUGGUUUCUUCUUGCAAUGCGACGUUUGCAAGGUUUGGCAACACGGCGGAUGCGUUGGAAUCAUGAACGAAGAUACAAGUCCCGAAGAAUACUUUUGCGAACAAUGUCGCAAAGAACUUCACAGAAUUCGCACAGCGCUAAAUGGGUGAGUCCUUUUCUUUUCUCACAAACUUCACAUACAAGCCUGUCUCGAGAGAUUCACUCGAGAUUGUCAGCAUUCACGCGAGACCGUGGCGCAGAUUAAAGUCUUACGAGGCCGAUUGCUUUAAUUGUGCAAGAACCUUGAACAAUUAAAAUUUCCACUCAAGAGAAAAACACUCUCCAUAAUUCUGACACGAUGAACCGCAGACAACGCUACUCGUUAUAUCUUCCCCUUCACCCAAAUCUCUCCAGAACGACAUCUCGAGCGGCUUCCUUCUCAAAAGACGGCACUAGAUCACCGAAAGGUGGCAAGAAUGGUCGUCCCACAUCCAGCUCUACAAGCGCAAAGAGGCGCUCAACGAUGAAUAGCAGAGAUGCUGCGUAUGAUGCAGCUGCUGAAGCAGAACAAAUUCGACAAGCCAUAGCAGCUAGCGUAGCAGAAAAUAACUCCGAAAGUGCUGAUGGUCGGAGUCGCAAGGCAAAACGAAGCCGAAGUUAUAGCGAAGAGUAGGUACAUAGGAUUCUAUUCGUACAAUUGGUUCUAAUUACUUCUAGUAGCAAACAUGAAGGACCCAAAAGGCAGCGUACAGACUCGGCUUCUCCUACCCCUGAGGAUGAGGAAAAACCACAAGAGCCCCUUCAAAGAUCUGUAUCUCAAGCAGAAUCUGAUGACAGCGCUAUCAUAGGAAAUGGUCGAUUUGGAGCAGCUAAGAAGAUUAGGGGAGCGGCAGCUAAAAAUCAUAGAGAAAAAGAAUUAAGGGAAGAACGAGAACGGUCGAGGCUGGAAGCUGCAAAUAAAAGAAAAGGCCGAGCUGAACGUCGAAGGAUUGAAGGUCAGUAACUCAGAUGCAUAAUGACGUAGCAGCAGCUCACAGUCACUCAGAUUCAGAGCCCAUUGAAGAAACUCCGCCGGCGAUAAAACCUCCAAGCAAGAAUUCUGAGGUAGCUACUCAACCUCCAGAUCCCCCUCCAGCAUCACAGGCGAUAGCGCCAGAUACACCUCCUCCAGUUCUACCGCCAGUUUCUCAUAAGAAGGGUGGCAGACCUCCUAACCCUCGGAAGGGCAAGUCGGGCAAGAACCAAUACACUAAAGACAAAGAUGAUAACAGUGUUCGGUCCCCCAACCGAUCUCAAUCUAGGGAUAUUUCACGUACAGACGAUAAUGGACAUAUGACGAAUAGCAAGGGCUCAAACAAUGAGAGUAAAUCCAAUAAAGCAAAGGCAAGCGUAGGAAGCAAAAUUAGCAUGGUCGAGAUGAGGAAACGUGCUGCAAGUAUCCUCGAUUUCAUAUCCCGAACUCAAAUCGAACUGGCUGGCGACCCAUCGAUGCUGCCAAGUGGCAGCGGAGCGGAGAAAUACAUCCGAGGACUUGUCGAAGAAACUCUCCCUAUGAUACGACUUAAUGGCGUAAAUGGCGCAGAUGGAAAACAGGCGGCUGCCGGCGAGAGCCAUUCACCAAAGGAAUUCAAGGAUUUAACAUGUCUAGAAAUGAUGGACAUUCUUACUAGACAAUUGGUUAAAUGGCAAAAGGAGUAUGCAUGAAAUUCGGCAGGUCAAUGAAUGAGGGUCUUAUAUUACUGGGUUUUGGUUUAGGAGUUUAUGUAUAUCAUGGGUUUCGGAUGGCUAUACGGCGCGCAGGGGCAUGUUGAUUUUUAUACCCUACUUUAUGGCUACCUUAGUUAAUGGUAUUGAAAUACUCCCACGACAAGCUGCGUGAGCCAACAACCAAUUGUUUAUGACUCAUGGUAGGAUGUGAGCAGUUCAAUUACCUUAGACAGUGGCUUAUGUUGUACGACCGGCGGUUGGCUGUGUGGUAUUGUGGUCUAUACGGUAUUCAUAAUCCAUCGCGCAUGUGACAAGUGUCGACUGGACUGGCCUUAGAAAGCAAUACUAGUAUUAAUCUUAAGAUUUCCCCACUCCUUGUACGACCAUAACGCGAAUAUGCAGGUGGAUAGGAUAAAUACCAGCUUAGCAAGCAAGUUUUGACUAAUCUCCACGGUACUACCGAUACAAAAGCUAUUCUUCAUGUAUAUAUGGA
Molecule: messenger RNA, 3047 nt
Organism: Sclerotinia trifoliorum
Lineage: Eukaryota; Fungi; Ascomycota; Leotiomycetes; Helotiales; Sclerotiniaceae
Source: the annotation of a GenBank genome assembly